Messenger RNA from Oikopleura dioica, 393 nucleotides. NCBI's taxonomy places the organism in Eukaryota, Metazoa, Chordata, Appendicularia, Copelata, Oikopleuridae. The record is from the annotation of a GenBank genome assembly.
AUGGCGCAGGAACUGUACGGGUUAAUGGAGAAAUACUUUGACGAUCAUUUGGAUCUCAAGCUUAGGACUGACAAGUACGUUUACGAGCAUGCUCAACUUGCUCUCCUCUAUCUGAAGCUCUGUCGCGAGAAUAUGUGCACGGAUGUGAAUGAAAUGACCGAUUUGGACUUCGAGCGGGAACAGUUGUUGUGCCACUAUGAGGAAGCAAUCAAGAAGGGAGUGGAAGAAAUUGUCUUCUCGAAAGAGAAGACUAUUACUCUUCUCAUCAAGCUGAGGAAGCACUUUGUCUCAAUCUGCAAUAAUCUCCACGAGAUCUGCGAAGAAAUCAUGAAAGAGAUUGAGGGAAAAGUUUUCGACAAGAAGGAAUGUCUGGAGAAAGAAGUGUUUGUUUAG